UCCCCUCCCUCCCCACGCACGCACACAUACACACGCACAGAAACACAGUGGCGACAAGCCCACCCUCCGCUCCCAGCGCUAUGACAGCAAUAUUCGAUCGCAAGGUUGCCAGCGUCCGGACAGAUCAGCAGGGCACUCUGCAGCACAGCAUGCACCACCCGUCGCAGGAAUCGCCGACUCUCCCCGAGUCCACGGCCACCGACACGGGUUACUACAGCUCUGGCGCUUCUCACCACGGCUACUGCUCGCCUUCGUCUUACGGCAAAGUUCUCAACCCGUACCAGUACCAGUACCACGGGGGAAGCGGCGCGGCCGCCGGCUAUCCCGCCAAAGCCUACCACGACUACAGCUACCCCGGCCAUUACCACCAGUACAGCGCGUACAGCCGGGCUCCGCCGGCAUGCAACCAGGCAGAGAAAGAAAUUGUCGAGCCCGAGGUCAGGAUGGUAAAUGGAAAACCGAAAAAGGUCCGCAAACCCCGCACCAUCUACUCCAGUUUCCAGCUCGCUGCUUUGCAGAGGCGCUUCCAAAAAACCCAGUAUCUGGCGCUGCCCGAGAGAGCCGAGCUGGCGGCAUCAAUGGGGCUCACUCAGACCCAGGUUAAAAUAUGGUUCCAGAACCGAAGAUCAAAAAUCAAGAAGAUCAUAAAAAACGGAGAUAUCCCUCCAGAGCACAGCCCCAGUGCAAGUGACCCCAUGGCCUGCAAUUCUCCUCAGUCCCCUGCUGUUUGGGAGAGUCACGGCCCCUCCAGAGUUGUCCACACUCAUCAAACCCCCAGCCACAACCCAUCUCCCGCAGGCUACCUGGAAAGCGCCGGCUCCUGGUACUCAAAUCCCAAUUCCAUUAAUUCUCACCUGCAGUCUACAAGCUCACUACAUCAUCCAUUAGUUUUAGGAUCUGGGACUAUUUAUUAAUCUGAAACGCAUUCCAAAGCGGAUUGAUUAUUACCGGCCAACAGUGGAAGUAUGCAAAGAAAUGCACAUUUUUGUUCACUCGGGAUCCAGAGAAAGCAAACUCUCCGCUUGAGUGACAUUUCUGACACUGUCCAUUUGUUCGGUGAAUUUUGGUUCGCUACAUUACAAAGAGGAAAAAUUGGCUAUUUUCCUAAUGGAUUUCAGGGCCAAGAAGGACACUGUCAAAGGUGACUUUCACUCGUAGGCUUAUGAACCCCCAUCCUUACUGGACUUUUCAGUGGCAUCUUUCUCUGUACAUACGUGUAGAUAGUUGGAUUAAACUGUAUAUUCUGUUUAAAUAAAAUUAUUGACCCUUCAGACAAA
Leucoraja erinaceus (little skate) is the source of this 1277-nucleotide messenger RNA. It is a transcript of the gene dlx5a, whose product is annotated as distal-less homeobox 5a. The transcript is spliced from 3 exons. Gene Ontology annotation, biological process: anatomical structure formation involved in morphogenesis; cell differentiation; embryo development. Lineage: Eukaryota; Metazoa; Chordata; Chondrichthyes; Rajiformes; Rajidae. Gene Ontology annotation, molecular function: RNA polymerase II cis-regulatory region sequence-specific DNA binding; DNA-binding transcription factor activity, RNA polymerase II-specific. Bases 81 to 914 code for a protein of 277 amino acids. The record is from RefSeq and is a predicted model, not a curated record.